AAGAAAAAAAAAUCCGAAAUAAAGAGGGGAUGAAACCAGGAGAAAAAACCGGGAGAACAACCCCGAAAAUCACGGCAGAAAACGGGGGAAAAAACGGGAAAAAACGGGAAAAAAAUCGGAUUAAAAAAGCAAAAAUGGAGUCUCACAGCCGGGCUACGAGGAGAGAGAAAAUCCGAAUAAAAACCACCAAAAAAACCGCGGAUUUUGGGCAAUUUUGGGGAUCCCGGAGCCGGCGAUGGAUCCGUGGGGGGAGGAGGAGCCAGAGGUGAUUUUUGGGGAUGAAGAGGAGGAAAAUCCCAACGGGAUCCAGGGAUUCCCAACCUCCAACCCGACCCCCUCCGGAAUCGUAGAAUUGGAUCCCGACCCCCUCUUCCCCAACCCCGAGCGCGAAACUCUCCGCUGGACCGUGGUCCAACAAAUCGACCCGGGAACGUCGGGAAAAACCGGCAAAAAAAACCCGAAAAACCCCACAUCCCCGAAUUUCUCCAACUUCAAGAGCAUCAUCGUCCUCCAAAAAAGCUACGAGUGCUCCGAGUGCGGGAAAAGCUUCAGCUGCAGCUCCCAUUUCUCCAAACACCGCCGGACGCACACGGGCGAAAAACCGUUCCGGUGUCGCCAUUGCGGCAAAACCUUCAACGUCUCUUCCAACCUUUACCGGCACCAACGCGGCCACGGCGACGCCGAUUCGGAAAAGCAAACGCGGGGUCUUCCCUAUCGAUGCGAUGAGUGCGGGAAGAGUUUCCGUCGCAACAAGGAGUUGGCGACGCACCGGCGCUCGCACACCGGGAAUUUGCCGUUCCAGUGCGGCGAUUGCGGGAAGAGUUUUUCCUGGAGUUCCCAUUGGCUCCGGCAUCAACGGAUUCACACCGGCGAGAAACCCUACGAGUGCCCGGAGUGCGGGAAGAGUUUUUCCAGGAGUUCUCAUCUUUACCGGCACCAGCGCGGCCACGCCGGCGGUCGCUCGUACAUCUGCACCUACUGCGGGCGGAGUUUCGGCAGCAUCCUCCAUUUCGAGCGGCACCAAGGGACGCACACCGGCGUCCGGCCCUACAAGUGCUCGUUGUGCAGGAAGAGUUUCGGCGACGCGCCGGCGUUGGUGAAGCACCAACGGAUUCAUCUCGGCGAGGGCCCGUUCCGCUGCGAGGAGUGCGGGAAAGGUUUCGGCGCCCGCUCGCAGUACGCGCGGCACCGCCGGAGUUUUCACGGAGGGUCCGGCGCGGAGAAGCCGUACCGGUGCGGGGAUUGCGGGAAGAGUUUUUCCUGGAGCUCCCACUGGGAGAGGCACCAAAGGAUUCACACCGGAGAGAAACCCUACGAGUGUCCGGAGUGCGGGAAGAGCUUCGGGAGGACGUCGCACCUCUACCGGCACCAGCGGACGCACGCCGGCGGUCGGCCCCACGUCUGCGGCGAGUGCGGGAAGAGUUUUAAUUCCACGCUGCACUUCCAGAAGCAUCAGCAGGCGCACGGAGCCGGGGCGGGGAAAAGUUGCGGGGAGUGCGGGAAAUCCUUCGCGGAUCUGUCGGCGUUGGCCAAGCAUCAACGGGUUCAUGAGGAGUCGCAAAAAAGUGGGAAAUCCGUUGUUGAGUCACAAAAAAAUGGGAAAUCCAUUGUUGAAUCCCAAAAAAAUGGGAAAUCCGUUGUUGAAUCCCAAAAAAUCUUCUCCGAGAGCGGGAAAUCCUUCGCGGAUCUGUCGGCGUUGGCCAAGCAUCAACGGGUUCAUGAGGAGUCGCAAAAAAGUGGGAAAUCCGUUGUUGAGUCACAAAAAAAUGGGAAAUCCAUUGUUGAAUCCCAAAAAAAUGGGAAAUCCGUUGUUGAAUCCCAAAAAAUCUUCUCCGAGAGCGGGAAAUCCUUCGCGGAUCCGUCGGCGUUGGCCGAGCAUCAACGGGUCCAUGAGGAGUCGCAAAAAAGUGGGAGAUCCUCACUUGAGUCACAAAAAAAUGGGAAAUCUUCAGUUGAAUCUCCAAAGAAUGGGAAAUCCGUUGUUGAGUCCCAAAAAAUUGGGAAAUCUUCAGUUGAGUCCCCAAAGAAAGGGAAAUCCACUGUUGAGUCCCAAAAAAUUGGGAAAUCCUCGGUUGAGUCCUCCAAAAAUGGGAAAUCUUCAGUUGAGUCCCAAAAAAUUGGGAAAUCUUCAAUUGAGUCCCAAAAAAUUGCGAAAUCCUCGGUUGAGUCCUCCAAAAAUGGGAGAUCUUCAGUUGAGUCUCAAAAAAUUGGGAAAUCCUUCAUCAAUUCGUCACCGUUGGCCAAACAUCAACGGAUCCACGAGGAAUCGCGAAAAAAUGGGAGAUCCUCCGUUGAAUCCCAAAAAAAUGGGAGAUCCUCCAUUGAAUCCCAAAAAUCCUUCAUUGAAUCCCAAAUAUCUGUUGUUGAACACCCAAAAAAUGGGAAUUCCUCCGUUGAAUCCCAAAAGUCCGUCGCGGAAUCCCAAAAAAAUGAGAGAUCCUCCGUUGAACACCCAAAAAAUGGGAAACCCUUUGUUGAAUCCCAAAAAUCCAUCGUGGAAUCCCAAAAAAAUUGGAAUUCCUCCAUUGAAUCCCAAAAAUCCAAGGAAAUGCCGGAGGGGUGAAAGAAAAUUCCGGAUUUUUUUUUGUUUUUCCCGGCGUUCCCAGCUGUAGUUUUGGGUAGGGUAGAGUAGGAAAAGUAGGGUAGAGAAGGAAACAAAAAUAAUAAAAAUAAAAAUAAAGUGGAAUUUCAGGUUUUGGUUUUUUUCUCUGGAAAAAAAA
Molecule: messenger RNA, 2720 nt
Organism: Catharus ustulatus (Swainson's thrush)
Lineage: Eukaryota; Metazoa; Chordata; Aves; Passeriformes; Turdidae
Product: zinc finger protein 345-like
Exons: 3
Coding region: 236-2563 (775 amino acids)
Biological process (GO): regulation of transcription by RNA polymerase II
Cellular component (GO): nucleus
Molecular function (GO): DNA-binding transcription activator activity, RNA polymerase II-specific; RNA polymerase II cis-regulatory region sequence-specific DNA binding
Source: RefSeq, a predicted model, not a curated record